Carassius auratus (goldfish) is the source of this 2765-nucleotide messenger RNA. Its product is annotated as peptidase inhibitor R3HDML. Lineage: Eukaryota; Metazoa; Chordata; Actinopteri; Cypriniformes; Cyprinidae. The record is from RefSeq and is a predicted model, not a curated record. The coding region runs from base 1207 to 1758 and encodes 183 amino acids. The transcript has 6 exons.
AAAUCCUGUUAUUAAUCUUGCGGUGACAUCUAUUUUAAGCCAAGUCUGCUAUUUUCCAAGUUAUUGCCCCAAUCAUUUAUAAGUCGGACUCUGUAACUCGAUGCUCUUGAUGACCUGUCCAGUAGUUGCUGCAGCCUGCAGUUAAAGUUGUGCAGUGUAUAUUGGCACUGCCCAGAGACUGGAGAUAUUACACAUGGCGUAUCCUUCCUGGAAUCCUAGACAGCUGGGGCAAUGUGCUGACUGGGCUAUGAUUUAAAAAUCUGGCUUUUAAUUCACAGAACUCCCUUCCUUUUAUAAAAUCCUUGCCUGUGUUUAUUGAAAUAUUUUGCCAGAAUGGCUAAGUGCAGCUCCAACUAAUGCUCACAAAAAGAUUAUAAAAUGUCCAGUAUAAGCAUAGUACAGAAACAGAUUUAGAUUUAAAGGAACAAGAACCCAAUGUAGCCACUAUAAACAAGCAUAGACAAUUUUUUUUUCAUAUUACUUUGCAUGCACUAAAUGCUAUUUUAGUUACUACAAGUAUGAUGAAGAUAAAUGAUGAAAUCAGAGGUGGAAGUUGCCCAAAAAGCUGUUAAACAACAUUUGAAAAAUCACAAAGGCAAUGGAAAGGAAGAGCUAUAACUGUUGAAACGUCAUCAAUCUUAAAUCCCAUUAGAGAGCCUGACUGCUUGGAGCUUCCAUACUGAGUGUGUGCUGAAAAAACAAAACAUUCCAUUAAAUUGUUUCCUGAACCUCAGGAACAUCGCUGUGGGGGGAGAAAAAGAGACAAGAGCUUAUCUUUUAUGUCAAAUGGGUUUAGAGAGUUGGCCCAGUUAAAGUUCGCUGCCACACAUGUCAGAGACGUUGUUUGCAAAGGCCAGAGUUUAAGUGGAGAUCUUUUCAGCUGCUCUUCUCCAGACUGUGCUAAAGUGCUGGAACCACUGCUGAAGGUAUGUGCUGUGAAGACCACUCCAGCUGAAGACCCCCGCUCUCUUCAGACUGCAGGACUACAUUUAUAACCAACCAGACAGAAGGCAGAAACAUGAGUUUGGCCUGCGCUCAGCUGCUCUUUGCUGCCACCCUGUGGAUACUGCCGUGUAUGACAGCAGCAGAGACGACGAGCAGCAGGUGCUUCAUCUGAGCGAGGUUUCCCUGGUGGCCGUACUGAGGAACAGCAGCCACAGCAGCGCGCCUCGAGAGCGGCGCAAACGCUUCAUCUCUAGCGAAGAUAUGACGGUAAUUUUGGACUAUCACAACCGCGUGCGUUCACAGGUCUUCCCACCCGCAGCAAACAUGGAAUAUAUGGUGUGGGAUGAGAGACUGGCUAAAUCUGCAGAGUCCUGGGCCGCUCAGUGUAUAUGGGAUCAUGGUCCGUCUCAUGAUUUGCGACACAUUGGACAGAACCUGUCCAUCAUCUCUGGAAGAUACAGAUCAAUCACUGACCUGGUAAGAUCCUGGUAUGAUGAAAGGCACCAUUUCUCCUACCCCAGCAGAUGCAGUGGCUUUGUCUGCACUCACUACACUCAGAUGGUGUGGGCAACCAGCAAUAAGAUCGGGUGUGCUAUCAGAAGAUGUUCAAACAUGUAUGUUUUUGGAAGUAUGUGGAAACAGGCCACCUUACUGGUUUGCAACUAUUCUAUCAAGGGGAACUGGGUUGGAGAGGCUCCAUAUAAGACAGGAAAACCAUGCUCUGCAUGUCCCUCAAGUUACGGAGGAUCAUGCAAUAAAAACCAGUGUGACUCCAGAUCAAAAUCCAGAAGAAAUGCAAGUUUCAGAGGCUAAAAAAGAAAGUAAAAGAAAAUAUGAUUAUAAAUAACAAGAAAUAAAAUAAAUAAAUACAUUUACAUAAUAGAAACCACUAAAACAAAUUUCACAAUGCAGAUUUUUCCAUGGUCAUUUAAAAAAACUGAACACCAUUUCAGUGCUGUAAAAUGUCCAAUUAAUCAAAAGUGUAAAUGUUAAAUUGAAAAGAAUGUUACCAACCCAUAGGUGUCAAUUUUGUAAUUUUUAAAUUACUUUAUUAAGCUUUUUAAUGUUUAUAAUUUGUUGUUUUUCAACGCUAAAGGACUGUUUGCACUGUUUUACCUAUAAUUUGUUUGUACUAAGUUGUAUCGCAGUGACAAUUCACACUGAGGAUAAAGCACUUUCAUUAUUAUUUUGUUCUUUUUGUACAGGUAAUACAUUUUCUUUAGAUUAGGAAAAGUUGUAUUUUCUGUGGUAUCUAAGUUACUAUCUUUAUGAAAUGUCUGUCACACUGGAGACAUGACUGAACUGGAAACACAUUUGUCCUCAUAAAAACUGAUCUUUUAUUUACAUUUUCUCUUAUAUCACAGACAGACUGUUGCCAACACCUUUCCAGCAGGCACAUAGCCAAAAAAGUUAUAAAUAAAUAAAUACACCAAGCAAAAAAAUUAUAAAUAUUUUUCAAAAAUAUAUUAGAGGCAAUUCAUUUUAAAAAAGUGUUUGUGAGCAGCUGGUCAAGGAUCAGUAUUGAGAAGCAAUAUGAAACCAUAUUUUAUCACCUCAUUAAUGUGUUCAAUCCUUCUAAAAGAGACACAUCUGCUGUAAACCACAGCUAAAAGGUUUUUAAAGCCAUAAAUGAAGAGCGGACCACUGCUCUAAUCUAAUGUAUAUGCCUGGGAAUCCUUUGGCAGUAACUGAAAUCAUUCAACUGAAUAAGAAAAAAUACUACUUUUUUAAUGGUUUAAAGAUUAAGUACAUUGAGUAUAAUAUUUUAAUUUCACAAUUUUACAAAUCAGCAUAUUAGAAUGAUUUGAAGGACAAAUGAA